GCUGCAGCAGGCACCUCCUUGUUUCAAUGGCUGGCCGGCACCCUGGCUAAGUCAGGUGGAGAUGAUUUAGAUAGCCCCAACUCAGUAAGGACCUGUCCGUGUAUGGAAACACUACUGUGAUACCUGUUUAUUGUCAUGGAACACUGCUAGCCUGGAGACAACAUGACACCCAGGCAGCAGAAGAACCCUGGCAUCCCUCUGUGUGUGGUGGAGCUAACAUGGCCAUCGCUGCUGUCUCCUGCCUAUCAUGAGUGUCAACCAGGAUACCUCAGGAUACAUUGUUGACAAGAAACAGGGUAAAAUACACACGCAGAACGCCGACCUACUCUCACUGCUUACAGAAAACUCCAGUGACAGUUUGAUCAGUAAGGCUGAUCUCAUAGACACGCAACGAUCUGACAGAAGCCACAGGAGCAGCAAAACUCCCUUAGAUGCAAAUAACAAUUCCCAAAGUGAAGUAGGGUCUCAUUUAGAGGAAGAUUCAGAGAGUGUUGGUAGACAAUCCCAGACACCGCAGGUUGUAUCAGAUAGACGGAACUUUCCCCAACCGAAGCCCAGUGCACUUCUCCCAUCAGCUCGAGCUCCGUCAACUGACAUAAAGGAGGCAGGCAGGUCGAGUUCCACGAGUGUGUAUGCAGUAGCUAAUCCUGAUAUUCUCAGAGCUUCAGGACUAACCCCAACUCAACCAAAUCAGUACUUUCCCAAAUAUGUUUCUCUCAAGUCCAGGUCUCAGGAUGCUCAUCUUGCUUCCAUUGCAGUAGCAGAGGAGGAAGAAGCCACACCCACACCCACACCCACACCUACACCCACACCCACACCCACACCCACACCCAGGUCAAAUAGUGUGUCUGCAGCACCAAGGUCAAAUAGUGUGUCUCAAACGCCAAGCUCAAAUAGUGUGUCUCCAACACCAAGGUCAAAUACUGUGUCUCCAUCACUAAGGUCAAAUAGUGUUUCACCAACAAAAGAAUCAACUCCUGCGUCUGUAUCGGCAAGUCAUAAAUUAACGUUUAUUGCCGAUUCCCUGGAGUUUACUGAGACUGACCUAGAGAAACAUUUAACUCCCCUGUCUCCAGAUCCAGAAGCUACGAGUCGAGAUCAAGAUCCAACUCCAGCCCAGACUCCAUCUGUUGUUGUUCAAGAGAACACUUUUGAUAAACCUCCAAAUCACAAGGAAAAAGUUCAAGUAGAUAAAAACUUACUGCAAGUUCCUGCCAGAAAGUCCUCAGCCAAGUCCGAGGCCCACAAUCCUGAGAGUCUCGUGUUUGAGCGAGACUCACUCUCCUCCAGUGCCAGUAUAGAGGAGAUUGGAAGGGCAAGGAAGACUGCAGACUCAGCUGAUUCAAGCAGGAGUAGAGUUUUUGUGAUAAGGAAUGAGUCACAGAAUACUAUGAGUGGAGCCAGAAACCGGAAAGUUUAUGUAGAAUCCCCAGCAUUCACUCACGAAGAAGAGGAUGAGUUCCGAUUUGUGAGUAGUCGUGUUGAUGACUACCAGGAUAUGAGUGACACCUACAGGCAGCUUGAUGAAUCUACUGUGGAACACAAAUCCAAGAAGAAGAGUAGUGGAAAACAUGUGCGGUAUCAGGAUAGUGAUAGAUUUGAAGACAAAAACCAGCUUGACCUUGAGGAAGAUGCUAGGUCAGUUCAUAGGUUAAGUCAAGGUCACGACGUAACUUACAAGUCAGCUUUAAGAAAUCCAAAUCGACAAGAAUCUGUGUCGAGUCCAGUUAAGAGUUUGGUUCUUCCAGACAAGCCAUCCUUUGACCAAGGUGAAAUAGAAGAACUAGACCGUGAGUCCAAAUAUCAGGAUGUGUUGAAACAAAGAAUUGAUCAUAGCAGACAGACAUUGGAAAGUGCAGAAGUCCCUAAAUUACCUUUAUCCCCAGACACAGAUCAUGACUUCAUGCGAGAUUCUCUAGAUAUGGCUGGAGAGAUUUACCAAGAAGGCCGAGGUAGUGCCCCUCGGGAUUCGAUGGAGUUGUACCAGGGGCAGCCUAAUCAGAGUGUUGCCCCGAGAUAUGGACAGAUGGAGAACACCACAUGGAGGAACCCCCCUCCCCAGCCGUUCUCGGCCCCUCCCUACGAGGAGGAGAAGGAGGAUGUGCUGGGUCAGUUCCACAGACAGAAUGCUGUGGAUGGAUAUGCCUCGGAACCAGAUUACCGCAUUCAGCAACGGAGAGACGACUACCCGGAACCUCCAAGUGAACCUUCCCACUAUCCACAGGAACAUCAAGGUUAUCAAAAACAUCCAAAUGGUCCGGCGUACCAGGCCCAUCCUCAGUAUUAUGAAGCGUCUCCUCAAGGGCAGCGAGACUACCCUCAUCAACAGCAGUUUCCUACGUCUGGUUACUAUGACAAUGGUCAGGGUUACCCACAAAGGAAUCCUCACAUUUCUUCCUUUGUCCCUGAGGAUAGAAUUCAUCAAUCAUAUGAUUCCGAACAGAGUUAUCGACCUCCGUACAACGAAUAUGAACAGACUAAUCCCAGUGGUGGUUACAUGUACUAUGAUGACGCAAACGGUGGGCCUGAGAACGGUCACUAUGACAAUAGACCCGAGUUGGUAGGAGGAUACUCCAACCAGAAUAGAGUUGAUCGAUACGUAAAUGAAAACGUGGAUCCUAAAAUGGAAAUGUCGAGUCCAGGGAAACCCCACUAUGACUAUGUCACAAACAACAGGUUUGACUAUGGACGGCAACCACCAAAGUCUUACAAGCAGCUCAGAGAUAUCAAAAAUGAGGAAAAGUCAAAGUUAGAGACAUUUUUCAUCAAACCCAAAGUGAAACCUAAGCAUGAUGCAGCUGGGCAGUCAUCUGCUCGCACUGUGAACUCUUUAGAAGGAGCCGAGUUGUACCAUCCGCCCAGAGCACUGAAUGAGAAGCCUGCCUCAGCUGAAGACCUGUGGGCCCAGAGAGCAGCUAAGUUGCAGCAGAGGUCAGCAGGGAAACAGGGCUCCAAGAAGAAACCCGGAUCAAAGCUCGUCAAAUAUCCCAGUGACAGUGGGUUAUCUGCCCGUUUAGACCCCAAAGUGCCAUUACCACGACCAGCCUUCCUGCCUCAAGCUGUGAAUCCAGGCCCUCACAGUAACUAUGCCUCCCCCCCACACUCAUUCCCAUCCUCCCCCCAGAGGCGCCCCCUGGAAUUGAAGCCGAUCUCGCAGGAAGUGAUCACCUCUGAUGGUCAGAGGAUAAGUGUGGAUGUCAACCUGAAGCUCAUGUCCCCGCCACCGGCCCACCACCACUCGGAUGGCUACCUGCACAGGCCGCAGACGUACAUACAGGACGUCACUGACCCUGUCGGUCAAGCUGGACAUCAGUACCCGAUCAUGGACUACCACAACCAGCAGGAUUAUGGGGAGAACUACAGUGAUGCCUACAGUGGUGUCAGCAAUGGACAGCCCGGCUAUGACAGUAUGCCAAAGGAUACUCGCCAGCUCGGCAACGCUUACCCCAAGAUACCUCCCAUACCUUCCAGUAGUGAGAGCAAGGACUCACAUCAGCAGCAGAGUGAACCGAAUGAUGGGUACGUGGCCCAGUUCCGCAAGCUGCGAGACAAGAAACAGCAGGAUGAACAUCCAUGGUACAAGGUGUACAACAUCAACGACUACAGGAAGAUGCAGAAGGAGGUCCGUCUGGGGACUCUCGGACCCGACCUCGAUAAUGAAUCCUUCAAAGAUAGGAUGGAAAAGAUGCAGAGACAGACGCACUAUGCACGGCUGGUGCAGGAGCGCAACAAGCAGGAAGUCACCCACAAGAAGCCGCCAUCCUUCCCCAAACCUAAAGACCAGGAUGACAUCAUGAACAAACGCAGGCUGGCUCUGGAGUAUGCCAAGAACGUCCCCAAGCCCAGUGUGAAGGUGCAGCCCAACCCCUACAACUCCUACCAGGUAGCAUCGCAGAUGGUCAGCACCAACCCCGCCUCCGGACCGCUGGUCAGACAACAAUAUAAACAACAACCUGUUGUGGAUGUCAUAGACCUGGAGAAACUGCAACAACGACAUGAGCAGGAUAAGCAGAAUGUGGCCAAGAUUCGACAGAACAUGGACAGCGUGGUGGCCCAGAAUGCCUAGAGUGCUUGCAGUCACACACACAACAGUGAAACAGUGCAUUUACUUUGUGGAAGUUGUUCAUUUUCAGUUCUGGAUUGAUAGUUAUCCACCGUCAGGGCUGUUAUGUUAUGUGUAGUUAUCUGUUGAAUGGAUUUGUAUAGUAUAUCAUGUGUCUACUUUGUAAGUUUUUUGUGUCAUUUGAAAAAAGGUUUUAUAGAUUUGAAGAUGAAUAUUUUUUGAUUGAAAAAAUCAAACUGAUACAAUGAAUUUGAGGUGAUGAUUCCUCUUUAACACUGCUGGUAACUGUGCUAUUGAAAUAAAGACUAUUGAUUUUUCAUGAAACAGUAUUAAAUGGAGACCACCCUGUAAGUCUCUCAAUUUGUGUGAGAUCAAAAUACCAUAUUUUCUUUCUCAUCACCCGUUCGUUUACCGGACUUCGCUGAAGGGGUACGGUGUAAUUUUUUUCUGCGCUUGAUAAGCGAAUUUAUUUUUUUCCAAAAUACUGAAUCCGCUAGAGGGGGUGCGCAUUAUACAUGGGUGCGCACUGUACUCAAGAAAAUAUGGUACUAUGUACGAUUACGAUGACAUGAUGACACAACACAUUUUGAGACAAAUGUAACGACUUUGAUGACCAUGUGUCAUGUCCUGAUUCACUGAGCUACACCUCAGCGCUGUUGGAUAUCACUUUGUAAAUAUAUAGCUGUGAUAUCAUAUAGUGAUAUCCUGACUUUCUGCCAUUCCUGUGUCUCAGACAUGACUCAAUAUGUUUUCCAGCAAAACAUCAAAAACACCAUGCAUAUAUUUUUGCAAUGCUUGAAUUCAGUCUCAGUACCAUCAACAUACUCCGUUAGUUCCAGACAUCAAGGGUGUUAGAUCUCCAUUCAUUGUUAUAAAUACCCUGGACCACUCACUACCUUUGGGAGAUGACGUCACGAUUCGGACGUCUCUUUCCCCCUCACUCGUCCGUUUGAUUCGAUUGAAUGGCUAUUUUUAGUGUCAUGUCAUUUGAAUCAGGCUUAAAACGAAGCUAUGGUAGCGGAUUGGUUCAGGGUGGUUUUUGUAUUUUAUUUAUUACCAACAGGGUUAAAAAUAACCAAGUUCAUAAAAAUCGUAUGUGCACUAGUGCAAAGUGAAUUGUUUCAGUUAUUCGGACGUCAUUGUCGACGUCAUUAGAAUCUCAGACCUAAGGACGGAAUGACGUCACACUAGAAACGACAUUAUAGCUGAAGAUUAUUGACGUCAUUUGACAAAUUGAUCUGGGACAACAGUGGUGUUCAGUGCAUUUUUUGUUAAGGAAAGCUCAAAAGAAUUAAGAAAUAAUGGGUAAUAAAGAAAUUAUUACUCUCACAUGUGUGUCACAUUGGUUUUACGAAACUUGUGUAAGAAUGCAUGUCUUGUCCUUGCUCUCGAACAAGAAAUACAAGAAUACUGACACUCAUUUUUGUAAAACCAGUAUCUCUAUUUAUUAUCCUAGACUGGAGAUAUACUACCCUGGAUUAGGGAGGAUGUGUUGUGGGAUGUUCCUACACUCCGUCCAGCCUCUGUGAUAUGUAUAUAUCUAUAUCUCUAUGUUUUGUACUCCAUGUCAACUCAUCCCAUCAAUGUAGCUCUAGAAACGUGGGAAGAUAGUCUUUGAGGAUGGUGUACAUACUGUUCUAAAGUGCUACUAUUUUAUACUGUAAAAAGAUGGUAUGGAGAAGCUAUUUCAGUUUGUUUGUGUGUACAAACAUGUUGUGUUUGUGAUAUGUUAAUUUGGUUUUAUCAUAUGAUUUACUGUAGUGAUCUUAUAGCUAGGUUCAACGGACACCGGGAGUUCGUAACUAGGAAUACUUUGUGGAACAAUGUCCAACUGUUGAUAUAUUCUGAACUAUUUCAAUUUUAUGUAAAUAUUUUUACAAUGAAGAUUUAUGUUGAAAAGAGGUAACGUGGUUCAUUCAUGGAAGAAGGAGUUCAACUAAUCUGUACAUAUUGAAAUAUUCACGUUGUAAAAAUUAAUCCCCAAGGUCCCAACUUUGUAGGAGUAGUUUCAAAGUUAAAAACAAUAUGAUAAAUCUUUAUUAGGGGAGUGGGGCAUCUUCCCGAGGCAAGAGAGUUAGCUGACUUUAAAAGUCUAGUUUCCACCCUUGCCGAACUAGGCUGGAAUUACUGGGCUCGAUCGUAGCGCCACCAGUGGCUAU
Messenger RNA from Haliotis rufescens (red abalone), 6222 nucleotides. RefSeq lists its product as uncharacterized. The coding region runs from base 248 to 4066 and encodes 1272 amino acids. The record is from RefSeq and is a predicted model, not a curated record. The transcript is spliced from 6 exons. Lineage: Eukaryota; Metazoa; Mollusca; Gastropoda; Lepetellida; Haliotidae. Gene Ontology annotation, biological process: axoneme assembly.